This is a messenger RNA of Filobasidium floriforme, 3569 nucleotides long. RefSeq lists its product as uncharacterized. Lineage: Eukaryota; Fungi; Basidiomycota; Tremellomycetes; Filobasidiales; Filobasidiaceae. Gene Ontology annotation, biological process: autophagy; response to starvation. Gene Ontology annotation, cellular component: cytoplasm. Bases 188 to 3349 code for a protein of 1053 amino acids. The record is from RefSeq and is a predicted model, not a curated record. The transcript has 7 exons.
UACUAUCGAUCACGGUGAAACCGUCGGAACAUAUACUUCUUGGGUAGCUCGUCAAGCGUAACGGGUAAGCGACUCGCGGGUCGGCACUCUGGACAAGAUAGGACAAAGACGGUGCAGACCAAUUCCGAACAAGACGAGUCGGGCCCCAUCAAGCCAUCGAAUACGGCCAACCACGAGAUAUAAUACGAUGAGUCCGCCCAUCCAAGGUCGGAGCGGGAAGAGCAAGAAGCCUGGCAAGGUCGUCCCAGUCGCAGCUACAGAAACGACCGGCUCGCCCAUCCCAUGUUCCUCGCCUUCGUCUUCGUCUUCGUCUUCUUCAAACCCGAGUACGGCCUCGGCCGCAGCAUCAGAAUCAGGAGAAGCGGGUAUGGGCAAGGAAAUAGAGGAAGAGCAAGGAGAGGAAGAAGAAGUCUACGGGCUGGACGGACGGGUCAUUGACAAGUCUGCCCGUGGACCUUCUUUGAAGAAGGGCUCGGUUAGGGAGAAGAUCGAGGAUAAGAGAGAAGCUGUAAGAAGGCACAUGCAGGGAGAUAAGGUGGAGUUCGGGAAGAUGAGUGGGAAUAAGAGGUCGGAGGAUGUGUUGCAGCCGGGGAUGGGCUUGAGAGGCGGGUCGAGGGGCUUUCCUAUCCCGGUCCCUGCUCCGUCUUUGAACCUCCUCCGAUCACUCAACGGACAACUAGAUUCCCUUAACCUCAACCUCAACCUGGGAUUCCCACUCCCGAAUCCGCUCCCUUCCUUGGAAAGAUGGAGCAAAUACCUCUUCACACCGAAAGGCGAGAAGAAACAAACCUUGUCGUCGGCCAAUGUCAACCAUAAACGCGGGAACGGCGAACGUAAGCAUGAGCGGGAAACUCGGAUGAGCGACAAUGAAGAUGAAGUGGAAAGCGAGGACGGGUUCGACCUGAUCGAUGAUAUCGAGCUUGACCCGGAUGGAAGAGGAGAGGCGGAGAACGGAUCGGGGUCGAGGGUGUAUACCAGAUCUUUCUGGAGCCGAGCCGAUCUUGCCGGACAGCAACCAUCCCGAACAGGGUCGGGGUCGGGGUCGAUGUUGGUAGAGCUACACCCGGAUUCCUCGACCGCUUUGAGAGUUUGGGACUGUACCGGACUGGAUAAGGCGGGGGCGCACGGGGAGGGGGACGUCAAGGGGAGCGUCGUAUGGGAGAAUUCGCCGAAAGAGGUCUUCAGCUGGGCCACACGGCGUGGAGAACCGGUCUUGGAUACGGCUUUUGUAGGAGCUGGCGAGGAGUUGAGGAUGAUACGGCUGGUACUGUCGACUAUCCGGACGGGACGAGGCGAAGCGACUGUCAAGCUCGAAAUCGUCGAUCCUUCUACAGGAGAGGCAGAGUUGACACGGGAUUGCGGACAGGCGAGGAAUGGACGAGUUCUCGUCUCGAACAAGCAUAUCGUUGUGGCCCUAGCGGGAAAGGUGCCUUCAAUAUCGUUUUUUGCGGCAGAUACGCUCGAGCCUCUCUGUAGGUCUAUCAACGAGGACGUCGGGAUCAACACAAGAUCGGGUCUUCCUGUGAUAGCUUUACAAGGGAGGCUUCUCGCCUAUGUGACUUCGGAUGCUGCCAAGACCGGUGCGGACAGCUAUAAUCGUAUGGAGGAAGCGCGAUACGGGAACAUCGUCACCCAGCGAUCCGUCAAGGCCGCACACGAGUGGAAACGCCAGAUGUCGUCUGACGAGGGCUCCUUAAUGACAGGUUCCUCACCCGUGGACGACCGGUACAGCCCGGAAUCCUUGCCGUCGAUGCAAGCCAUGGUAAUGAGCACAGCCGCUGGAAUCUCGUCCGAGGUCGCCAAGGGGGUUUGGAGUGGGCUGAAAGGAUUCGGCAAGGCCGCUAUGGAUGGAGCUAGCCGAUCAGAGACGUUGAGCAAGAGCGCUCCGGUGGUCAGCGAGUUUGCCAAGCGGUUCUCUAAGGAAUCGUCUCCUCGUCCUGGCUCGCCCGGAACGAAUGAACACACACUGGGCAACAGUCAAGUCGAUGGUGAAACUCGCGCGAACGGCUUGCGACCCCGUCGGUUCCGUGGCGCGUCAUGGAUCAAGAUUGUGGACUUGGGGAGACUCGUCAAGUCUCGUCGACCCGUCGCUUCCGAGGUCGAAGCGGCUCGACUUCGACCUAGCCUGGUGUCUCACUUCGCCUUGCCUGUGGUCGAGAACGUCUCGUUGCCGGGUCAUGAAAUGCCCGUAAUCGAUAUCAUGGCCUUCUCCCCCGUCGGCACGCAUUUGGGUAUCGGUACAUCGGAAGGCAAGAUCGUCUCGGUCGUCGAAAUUCAUCCAUCGGCUACCAUAGGCCAACAAUCAGGAAAAUCCAACUUGGGUUCCGGUCAGGUAUGGCUGCGCGGCGAGCUGAAGAGAGGAGUUACGCCGGCAAGAAUUAGUCAGCUGGUGUGGGAUCUUCGUGGGGAUCGCAUCGCUGUUACCACCCGCAAGACAAGUCACGUUUUUCCGGUAGGAUCCCUUGAGCACCGGUCGGGGACAGGCUCAGGACAACUCGCACUAUCAGCGAAAUUAUCAGCUUCAGUAAAGAUUCGAACAUCGGAAUGGAUCGUAUUAGAACCAGAACGGCAGGAUUGCUCACAGCCCAAGCGGAGCGAAGCUUCUUUGUUGCAAUUCAUCCCACACGACAGCACUACCCAAGCUCAGCACUCGGUUGUACUAUAUGAUCCGCUGCAACGAACAUUGGGUAAAGUCUCGGUGUUCAAGCUGUCAGGAAUCUCUUCGGACAAGCAGGAACACAUGCUUCCUAUGGCAACCGCGCUCUGGAGGUUACCGAAGGACAUUCCUGUAGGACAGGUUAGAAGGGAGAGUCCGUAUGGUGGACAAGACCACAAGGUCGAUGGGAAGCCCAGGCACCCUUUCGCCCAGGUCGAGAUCGUUACGUUCUCCCCGUAUGACGUGCCACCAAGCAUCUACAAGGACAGGCUGUUUACCUUUUCGACCUGGUCGUCAUGCAAGCCUGAUGCCACUCGCAUCUUGCAGUUCCGCAAGCAAGUCGAGGUACUCGGUCAAGGAGAUUUACACCACAUCGAGAACGCCCUUUCCCACAACCUCGAUAUCUCGUCAACGGCUCCGAUCGUACCCGCCUUGCCUAAUGGAAACUAUAACGGCGACAAGAGUCAGUGGCGGGUUCAGCCUAUACGUGUCAUGGCAUCGGCGGUCAAGAACCGUAGAAGCGGUCGCCAACAGUACGGCCAAUCGGACAAGCGGCUGGAACGCGGUCAAGACACCGAUAGCGGAUUUUUAGUCGACAUGAGCCACGAGGGGCCGAGCUCUCCUCUGUCGCUCGAAAUCAGUCAGGAAGAGUCUUGGGAGGAUGACCUCAUCGCUGGGGUCAUGGACGACUGAGCCCUCUCAUUCCGGUCAUCAAGAGGAUAUAUUGCAUCGUAAAUAUCAUAUCGUAAAUAAGUAACAAAGUCAUCAGGGAUCGUUCGUGUACAUUCCCCCACUAGCAUCGUCUUGCCUCUAUCAUUAACGACCAAACCAGGCCGAGAUUUGUUGUAUACAUUGAAAUAUCGUUGUAAAAAGUCGUUCAAUUCGCCAUAUUUCACCGGAGCGGUCUUGUAGA